AUGAGGAGUACAUCAAUAUCAUUACUGGUAGUUUUUCUGGUGUGGAGGAUAACAGAAGCCCAAAACAUCGAAGUCUCCCGAGAACGUGUGCCUGAACAAAUCCGAUAUUCCGAACCCUCCACAGCCGGUCCAAACACAGAAGAGGAAUUCGUUCCACUGUCACCAGUCAGAAAAGUUCGUGCGGCACCAAUCCCAAAACCUGUUUCCCAAGAUGACAGGUGGACGGCGGAAGAUGAGGAGGAAAUCGACCCGGCAACUGCUACAGUACCAUCAGAUGUUGAAGUGAAACAGGAUUCGGUCGACCAUCACUAUUACCAAGCGGAGACAUAUGUUGGAGACGUGGAGAAACUCAAAAAGUAUUGGGUCAAUGUGGAGCAAUUCAUGAAGAAACCAAAGACAAUUGGGAAUACAAGUCAUCCGUUGUUGAGUCAGAGUUAUAGACGAGCUGUGGGCGCCCGUCUCCAAUUCAAAUUCCCAUUCUACGGACACAAAAUGGCAAACCUCACAAUCGCCACCGGUGGAUUUAUCUACAUUGGAGAUCACACUCAUAAUUGGUUGGCAGCUACACAAUACAUUGCGCCACUGAUGGCUAAUUUCCACACUUAUCUCAAUAACUCGAAUAUCGUGUAUGCUGAUGACGGAGAGUCAUUUGUGGUUGAGUGGAGAAAUGUGCAAUUGAAAGAGGAUAAGGAGAAGAAUGCAUUCACCUUCCAAACCAUUCUUCACAAAAAUGGAGAUAUCGUGUUUAUCUAUAAGGAUGUUCCAUAUGACAUAUCCAACAUCUCCGAUGCCAACCAUCCCGUCAAACUUGGAAUCUCUGACGCCUACAUGUUCAAACACAAUUUGCACCAAUCAGCAGCUCCAAAACGUGUCAUCUACGAGUACCAUAGAAUCGAGUUGGCUGCUGACAAAAUUGUCUCAAAUACAGUUGUCAUUCUGAAAGCGCUUCCGACUUGCAUCUCCUUCGACACCUGCGAUUCCUGUACCAACGCCACUCUUCCACACUUCAACUGUCUUUGGUGUCACGCCAAGAAAUCACAUGGUGGACCAUUCUGUACUGACGAAUCUGGACUUCAUCGUCGCCGUCAACAAUGGUUUGAAGGAAACUGCUAUCAACGAAGCAAGGCGUUGUAUUGUGAUGCAGAUGAUGAAAAUGAGACAUAUGACGAUGAGGAUUAUGUGAAGGCACAACUGUUCCCGGAUGAUAAGAGCAAUGGUGAAUCGAAUGUAGACGUUGAGAAGAUGAAGACAUCGGAUAAGGGAACGAAGUCAGCAAUGCUUGAUGAGUGGAAGAAGAAAGUGAAGGAUGAGAAGGAAGCAAAGGGAGGAGUUGCCACGUUGACAAUGAUUGUUUUGGUGUUGUUAUGCUUUGUUGCCUGGUUAGCAUAUGCUUAUUAUUAUCCACAUACAACAAGUGGACAGUUGUUGAUUAAGGUGAGUUGA
Molecule: messenger RNA, 1443 nt
Organism: Caenorhabditis remanei
Lineage: Eukaryota; Metazoa; Nematoda; Chromadorea; Rhabditida; Rhabditidae
Exons: 7
Coding region: 1-1443 (480 amino acids)
Source: RefSeq, a predicted model, not a curated record